Molecule: messenger RNA, 1124 nt
Organism: Erythranthe guttata (spotted monkey flower)
Lineage: Eukaryota; Viridiplantae; Streptophyta; Magnoliopsida; Lamiales; Phrymaceae
Product: chloroplastic import inner membrane translocase subunit HP30-2
Biological process (GO): protein targeting to chloroplast; protein insertion into mitochondrial inner membrane
Cellular component (GO): TIM22 mitochondrial import inner membrane insertion complex; chloroplast inner membrane
Molecular function (GO): protein binding; transmembrane protein transporter activity
Source: RefSeq, a predicted model, not a curated record
CAAACACAGCCCAAAGGUUUGAGGGGUGAAAAUGAAAUUUGCCGAAAUGUUUGCCACACUGUUAUCCAAUUCCACCCCUCUAAAAGCCGAAACCUCCAUGGGACCAAAGUUCUAACUCCACACUCCACAGCCAAAACCAAAACAAGGAGUAAUGGCGGCGGAAAUUCCAACGAAGGCCGGCGGUAUGAUGGGGCAACCUCAGCAGAAUCCACUUGCCUUGGUGCAGUUCAAGCUGAAGGAGGUGGAGACUAAGUUUAGGGGCUGGCUGGCUAAGCAAUCGUUGCCGGUGGAGGCGGCCGUCGUCACCACCACCAGCGCUGCCCAGGGAGCCGCUAUUGGCGCUUUCAUGGGGACUCUCACUGGCGACGCGUCCUCGUUGAUCACGCCGCCGCCGAACGCGGCCAACUUUAACCCGGACGCUAUGGCUUCGCUCAAGCAAGCUCAGGCUCUUGCUGGAGGUCCGUUGAUACAAGCACGCAACUUCGCUGUUAUGACAGGUGUCAAUGCCGGUAUUUCAUGUGUCAUGAAAAGAUUGAGAGGCAAGGAAGAUGUUCAGUCUAGCAUGGUUGCAGCUUUCGGUUCUGGGGCCUUGUUUUCGUUGGUAAGUGGUAUGGGCGGCCCAAAUCAAGCAACAAAUGCUCUUACCUCUGGCCUUUUCUUUGCACUUGUUCAAGGUGGAAUUUUCCAGUUGGGACAGAAGUUCUCACAACCACCAGUUGAGGAUAUGUAUUAUGCCAAGGGACGAUCAUUAUUAAGCAAUCUCGGCCUACAGAAUUACGAGAAGAAUUUUAAGAAAGGCUUGUUGACAGACACCACUUUACCUUUGCUAACCGAUAGUGCUCUCAGAGACGUGAAUAUACCACCUGGACCAAGAUUGCUCAUUCUCGAUCAUAUAGAGAGGGACCCAGAGUUGAAAGAGAAGCGGAAAAGCUCUCGUUGAAAUCAUCCGUUGAUCAGUUGCUAGGAAACAGGUCCUCCUGCGUAUAACGCAAUUGGAAAUUUUCUUUUAUUGCUAUGUUUUAUGAUAGAAUGCUGUGUUAUUAUACUUGCACUCAAGAUUCAUCGAGGAAUAUGAUUUUUCCUUAUGUCAUUCAUGGUAUAUUCGAUUAAAAUUUCUGCAAUUA